UACAGGGAAAUACUUCGUAUGUCACUGUUCAGACCAUUGCUUAUGAUUUCCAAAAUCCGAAUUCUCCACAAUGUUUCUCUCGUUGUCUCAUCGAUUAACCUUCGAACUCUCCCGUGAUCUCAUGUGCUAUCUGCCGCAGCACAUUCACACCCAUACACAAGCUGCACGAUUCCUUCACUGAUUUAGAAGGUAAAUGUCCAGGCCCAAACUGUUAUUUCGUCAUCUUGGUGGAUCAGGUGUGAUAUACCGUAACCUGGUCUGCUUGUCAUUUUAUUUCAGCGAAGCAGCAGGUCUUUUUAAGAGCGCCAGCUCAUGUACCCCGUUCAGCAAAGCACCAUACUCGGCUGACGUCUUGUGUGGGCGGAGUGCAGUGUCAGCGUGCCGGCUUGCAGACUGCCUCCGACAUGGGAGCUGUCCAUAGGAGAGCAAUGUUUCUGUAGCAUUUCCUUAUAUUUGAAUUAGAUCAACUUUUUCAAAGCAUCUCGAACUCUAAAACAGUUGAUUUAUUGGAUGCAAAAAAAAAAAGCUCUUCAAAAGCCAUUUUCGAAUACAUCCUCGCAGAGAGACAUCCGUCUUCGCCUUGCUUUCGGAAUUGUAAAGCUGAAGCAUCGUGAGUUGAGGUGUGUUCGUACGAAGAUCUGUCAGAAACCGACGUGGCCGUAAAGGAAAUAAAACAGUCCCCCUCGUUAAUCUAGCAUUACUGCAAAUGCCGUUUGGAGGCCGCAUGGAGUUCGCUAAUCAGACAUGCCAAGACUGAAGGGAAGCAGCUGAUGAUGGCUGAAAGCUUCUUGAAAAUCAUGCUUGCCUAUAACUGGAUUUCUUUAUGACAGACUAUUUUGAUUCUGGGAUUUUGAAGGACUGAGAAGAGCGAAAAAUGUCGAAGAAAAGUCGGGGAAAGAGUGAAAAGCCUGAGGCUCUGAUAGAUGCCUUACAGGCUACAAAUGAGGAGCUGAGGACUAAAUUGAUAGAUAUUCAGAUUGAGCUCCAGCAGGAGAAAACCAAGGUUUGUAAGCUGCGGGAAAAGCUACAGGAGGCAAAGCAGGCCCGGGAGCUGGAGCAGCACAAGCACACCGUCCUGGUGACCGAUCUGAAGGCCAAACUCCACGAGGAGAAAAUGAAGGAGCUGCAGGCCGUGCGCGAGGUCCUCAUCAAGCAGCAUGAGCAGGAGCUCUGCCGGGUCGUCAAGAUCCGAGACAGCGAGCUGCACCGCCUGCAGUCCCUGGUCAACGUGCUGCGGGACGGGGCCGCCGACAAGGUGAAGACCGCUCUCCUGGGCGAGGCGCGGGAGGAGGCCCGGCGCACCUUCGACGUUGAGCGCAACAAGCUGCAGCAGGAGAUCCUGGAGCUCAAGUCUUCCAAAAAGCAGGUGGAGGAAGCCCUGGCCAACGUCAUGAAGGCCGACAAGGCCAAAGCAGCAGACCUGAGGACGGCCUACCAGUCACACCAGGAUGAGGUGAACCGGAUCAAACGGGACUGCGAGAAAGACAUCCGCAGGCUGAUGGACGAGAUCAAAGGCAAGGACCGGGUGGUUCUGGCUCUGGAGAAGGAGCUGGGUGUCCAGGCGGGUUACGCUCAGAAGCUGCUGCUGCAGAAGGAGGCCCUGGACGAGCAGCUGGUGCAGGUGAAGGAGGCAGAGCGGCAUCAUGGGAGCCCCAAGCGCGAGCUCCCUCCCGUGCUGGGCGACGCCGCCGACUUUAUCCUCUGUCAGGAGCAGCAGCUGGAUGAGAGGGAUGUGCGGCGCUUUCAGCUGAAGAUCGCGGAGCUCAACGCAGUCAUUCGCAAGCUGGAGGACAGGAACACGCUGUUGGCCGACGAGAGGAAUGAGCUGCUGAAACGUGUCAGAGAGACAGAAAGCCAGAUGAAGCCCCUAUUUGAGAAGAACAAGAGGAUGUCGAAGAAAAACGAGGACCUCCUGCAGUCCUUACAGCGCAUGGAGGAGAAGCUGAAGAACCUGACAAGGGAGCAUGCCGAAAUGAAGGAGAAAUUACAUUCCCAGACGCAAACUGCUCUGAAGAGACCGAGUUCCCUCAAUGAUCUCAGCCACACGCACGAGGAGCAGGAGAUCGAGUUCCUCAAACUGCAAGUGGCUGAGCAGCAGAGCAUGAUCGACGACUUGACCGUGGUGAGCUUGGAGCGUGACAGAUUGAGACUCUCCAAAAAAACCAAGAGGAAAAGCAUCAAGCUCCCAAAGAGGCAUGUUGUGGAGACAUAUUUUGGAUUUGAUGAAGAAUCUGUGGACUCUGAGACCUCCUCUUUGACAUCUUACACCACAGACAGAACAGACAGAACUCCAGCUACUCCUGAAGAAGACUUGGAAGACGGAAUUUCCAGAGAAGAGUCUGAGCUGCGGUUCAGGCAGCUGACACGAGAGUACCAGGCUCUCCAGAGGGCCUACGCUCUCCUUCAGGAACAGGUGGGAGGGACUCUGGAUGCUGAGAGGGAAGCAAGGACCCGUGAGCAGCUGCAUGCAGAUCUAAUAAGAUACCAGGGGAAAAUUGAAGACCUUGAGAAAUCCCUGGCAGAGAGGGGGCAGGACUCCAAAUGGGUGGAAGAAAAACAGCACCUCAUCAGAACAAAUCAGGAGCUCUUCGAGAAGAUCACAAAACUGGAGCUGAACGAGAGCCGUCUCAAGACUGAGAUGCAAGAUGUAAAGGACCAGAACGAGCUGUUAGAGUUCCGAGUGCUAGAACUUGAAGAACGAGAGCGCAGGUCCCCAGCUUUUAAUCUCCAUAUAGCAGCCUUCUCGGAGAACAACAGUAGUGCCCUGCAGCUGCACUGCCACCAGGAGGGCAUCAAGGAUGUUGUUAUUCCUGAUCUCAUGAAGAAACUUGAUAUUCUUGGAGAUAAUGGAAACCUGAGGAAUGAGGAACAGGUUGCCGUGAUACAAGCAGGCACAGUGCUGUCACUUUGUGAAAAGGCCUCGACAAUGUUAUCAAUGACUUUGACCAAGAUUUCUGCACACAACCUUGGAUAUCUUUGGAUUGUCACCAACAGUAACCCCCUGUAUCUUAUGGGAUACCUGUGAGCCUCAUCAGAGUUGUAUCUAAUGCUAACUCUGCUACAUGAACUGUGGGUCUGUGCUACAUGACUACCUACAUGUAGUAUGCAUUUCAGAAUAAGGCGUGUAUAGGUCUUUUCCCCUGUUGGGGUGAGGGCUUUUAGCCAUUUAGCCAGUGGGAUGAUUCCACAUUUUGGGAGUAAAGGACAGCUACUGAUUACAAAUUCUGAGGAAAAGCUACGUGAAAACCGACUUACAGUACAUGCUUCAACCCUUUGGUCAAAUGGCAUGGGCAUUUGUAAGUUAUAAGUGGGGAUAUAUUGUUUUUAUGUUUGUAAUGUUUUUUGUUACAAGUAUCAUGUAUUCUUGUACUUUUUAUCCUGUUGCUUUAAACUAACAAUACAUUACUGAUGAUUUGACUCACCCGAUGUGUGAGCAAAAAUAACCACAGAAUCAUGGAUUUUCAGUCUGAAAUAUGUCACAUUAUUACAAUGAAAACAUUAAGUUAGAAUUGGGUAUGAGUUGGAUCUUACUAGGCAUUUGCACAGCCCUGAUAGGAUUGAUGCCCAGACCUGGUUGGCCUCUGGACAGCUUGCUGUGGCGUGUUCUGCCAUUCUUCCUGUGUACCUGCUGUCAGCUGGCAGAGGUUGGCUGGUACCAGGGCUCUCCUAUUGACGGCCUUGGGGAGUUGGUUGCACAUAAAGACCUUGACAUUGUUCUACUUUAGUUUUGUCAUUGUAAUCUUAGCAUUGUGUGGUGUUACAGUCAUUCCACUGAUAGGCAGGUUACUUCUUCCUGUGGAAUUUAAUGUGCUGUAAGCAUUUGCAAUCUAAAAGCAAUUUCUGCAAAAGGGUUCUGAUGUUCCACCUGGGACAACUGAGUGACCCUCUGCUGUCCAUCAUGUGGCCAUGUUCAUGCUCGCUCUUGAAUAGUCUCAAGAUGGUUGAAGCAGAACACCCCAUUCUUUGGGCGGCUUCUUUCUUUGAUGGCCUACCUUCAGUCAUGCCAAUUACAACACAGUGUUCUUUGUUACUUGUGUAGAACAAAGUUACAUGGCUUACUGUUUCUUCAUUUAUUCAAAAAAAAUCAUGUCUUUUUGAGUGGUUAUUUAUACAUAUUCGUAACUUAAUUUAGGGGUUUUAAGUUGCAUAAGCAACAGUGAGCACUGGACAUUAUGAAAUCACAUGACAAGCUCAGUAUUUUGUUGAAAGGCCAAGGUACAAUAAUAAUAAUCAAUAAACCUAUCUGCUAUUUAAAUCAUGUACUGUAUGUGUCCAGCAAGGUACUGAUGUAAAAUCUAUAUCUUUGUGCUUUAGUUGUGUAUCAGGAUGUUUACUGUAAGUGGUCCAGCAGAAAUAGUGAUUAAUAAUAAUGACAUGUCACAUAUUGUAAGUUCCAUAUUAGAGAGUUCUCAAUACUUUAACAACAAUAAUGGAUUAUUAAUAACAUAGAAAGGAAAGUGAGAAAACUAUUGCAGACAUAUUUAAAGUACUUAAGGUAUAACAAAAAUAAAUUCAGCGUUUACAUUUAUGCCUUACUUUUAUAUGUAAAAUCAUCCCUGGUUGUAUAAUUACACUAUGUGUUACUACCCUUGUGUAAUUAUCAUGUGUAUACCUGAAGGAAAAUAGAGUGAACACAAUUAAUAUUCAAACUCUAUUAGUUAAAAGAACAUUUCCUUUCCUCUGUAUGUCUUUGCAAACAUCAUAAGAAAUAAAAAAUCUCAAUCUGGAUUAUCUAAGUGUG
This is a messenger RNA of Lepisosteus oculatus (spotted gar), 4741 nucleotides long. Lineage: Eukaryota; Metazoa; Chordata; Actinopteri; Semionotiformes; Lepisosteidae. The record is from RefSeq and is a predicted model, not a curated record.